AUGGACUUCUUUCAACCUCCAACUCUAGGUCACAGACGAGAGGGGCCGUUGUCGUUUGCACCUGGUGAGGAUGGUGCUGUGCAUCCUUCUCUGAUACAUAGAAAUAUACCGACUGGUGUUGCUGGCAGUAAUACUACACUAACUCCAGAUAUGAUUCCGAAUAUGAAUUAUUCAAGAUCUGAUAUUGGUAACGACGAAAAUUCGAGAGUUUGGGAAGAAGAAAAUAUUUCAUCGUCCGAAGAAGAGAUCAAACGGCCAAGGCCUUCCUAUAAGAGUUUACUUUGGAUUCCUCUUGUAAUAAUUUUGAAUUUAUGUGUUGUCUUGUACUUUUAUAUUCCUCUUCACAAAAAAUUGAAUAUUAGUAUGAUUUGGAAUUUGGACGAUUUAAAGAAAGUCUAUGGAGCCAUCACUAGUAAAGAGGCCGAAAAGCACUCCUUUGAACUUUGGUGCUUAUUUUGCUCUCUCUAUUUAUUUAACCAAAUAUCGUGUAUGCCAGGAACUGUUUUUCUUAACAUAAUAUCUGGGUCUAUGAUGGGAACAAUUUAUGACUUUUUAUUGAGCUUUGAAUGGUUCAAAGUACGAGUUUCUAAAUUAUCCGCAAUAUUACAGGGGUAUAGAAAAAAAGGAGGUUUUAAAAUGACAUGGUUUUUGAUAUCAUUAAGAUUGUUUCCAUUGACACCGAAUUGGUUUGUCAAUAUUUCUGGACCAGUACUUGGAAUUACAGCGACUGAACAAAUUUAUUCUGUAUUUAUUGGGAUGAUUCCCUUCAAUUAUAUUACUGUUCAUGCUGGGCUGUUACUUUCAGAACUUACAACUGUGAAUGAUAUUUAUCAACCAAAAACUGUGUUUUUGCUGCUAUUCCUCUCCCUCCUUUCUCUCAUUCCUGCAAUUAUGAGAAGGUUUGAAAAACCAAAGGACGAAAAAGAGGAUGCAAUGAAAUCUGACCUUCCGACAACACUUCCAACAUUUGGAAGCAACACCUUUAAUCACUCAUUCAAACCUCAACAUGAGUUUAUUCACGAUACCAUGAAGGCAUCAAAAGGCAUGGUUGUAAAUAGCGUCAAGUUUUUAUCCAAAAUGAUUGAACAGCAAAGUAAUCAAUAUUUUGGAUCUACCUCAAAAGCAUUCUCUGAUUCCCACAAGAUUGUGUAG
Naegleria lovaniensis is the source of this 1152-nucleotide messenger RNA. RefSeq lists its product as uncharacterized. The record is from RefSeq and is a predicted model, not a curated record. The transcript is spliced from 4 exons. Bases 1 to 1152 code for a protein of 383 amino acids. Lineage: Eukaryota; Heterolobosea; Eutetramitea; Acrasida; Naegleriidae.